Molecule: messenger RNA, 1603 nt
Organism: Grammomys surdaster
Lineage: Eukaryota; Metazoa; Chordata; Mammalia; Rodentia; Muridae
Gene: Pcgf2
Product: polycomb group ring finger 2
Exons: 9
Coding region: 372-1400 (342 amino acids)
Biological process (GO): negative regulation of transcription by RNA polymerase II
Cellular component (GO): PRC1 complex
Molecular function (GO): promoter-specific chromatin binding
Source: RefSeq, a predicted model, not a curated record
AGCUUCUUCCCUUUUCCUGCCCUCCCACGUCCAUCUUCAAGAGUUGGGUAGUGCUUCCUAUGGUCUGACUUUAGUCUUUCCUACUGCUUCUGAGAUGGUAUAUGACCUUGCUUCUCAAGGUGGCAGAAGCCUCCUGAGCCCCCACUACCCAAUGAACACUCAGAGGGAGGGCCAGGAGCAGCCAGUCUCAAACUGGUACCCAGUUGCACAUCUGAAACGGGAAAAAAAAACAAAAGCAAAAAAACAAAACUGGGCUUUGGACCCAGGGGGAAGCAGUGUAAGGAAGCAGCUAAGGGUGGCUGGAUUUCUAAUCCCGUUUCUGUUUCCCAGGGUGACACUUCCUGAGGCGCCUCAGUCCUGACCCCGGCAUCAUGCAUCGGACCACGCGGAUUAAAAUCACGGAGCUGAACCCUCACCUCAUGUGUGCUCUCUGUGGGGGCUAUUUCAUCGAUGCCACCACCAUUGUGGAAUGCUUACAUUCAUUCUGCAAAACCUGCAUCGUGCGCUACUUGGAGACCAACAAAUACUGCCCCAUGUGUGAUGUCCAGGUCCAUAAAACCCGACCACUGCUGAGUAUCAGAUCAGACAAAACUCUCCAGGACAUUGUCUACAAGUUGGUGCCUGGGCUUUUUAAAGAUGAGAUGAAACGUCGGCGGGACUUCUAUGCAGCACACCCCCUGACGGAGGUCCCCAAUGGCUCCAACGAAGACAGAGGCGAGGUCCUGGAACAGGAGAAGGGGGCUCUAGGUGACGACGAGAUUGUCAGUCUUUCCAUUGAGUUCUACGAAGGUGUCAGGGACCGAGAGGAGAAGAAGAGCCUCUUGGAGAAUGGGGAUGGGGACAAGGAGAAGACAGGAGUGCGAUUCCUGCGAUGCCCAGCAGCCAUGACCGUCAUGCACCUCGCCAAGUUCCUCCGCAACAAAAUGGAUGUGCCCAGCAAGUACAAGGUGGAGAUCCUCUAUGAAGAUGAGCCCCUGAAGGAAUACUACACCUUAAUGGACAUUGCCUACAUCUACCCCUGGCGGAGGAAUGGGCCUCUCCCCCUCAAGUACCGUGUCCAGCCAGCCUGCAAGCGGCUCACCCUGCCCACAGUUCCAACUCCCUCAGAAGGCACCAACACCAGCGGGGCGUCCGAGUGUGAGUCAGUCAGCGACAAGGCUCCCAGCCCUGCCACUCUUCCAGCAACCUCCUCCUCCUUGCCCAGCCCUGCAACCCCAUCCCAUGGCUCUCCCAGCUCUCACGGCCCCCCUGCCACCCAUCCUACCUCCCCAACUCCACCUUCAACUGCCACUGGGACCACCACAGCUACCAAUGGGGGCACUUCGAACUGCCUGCAAACGCCAUCCUCCACCAGCAGGGGGCGCAAGAUGACUGUCAAUGGAGCUCCUUGUCCCCCUUGAGGAAAGGGACCUUCCCCUUCUGCAGCCAUCUUUUCCCUCCUUUUAACUUUUUCUGGGCCCCCUUUUCCACUUUUGACUUUCCCUGAUUCCUCCCAUCUUCAGAGUGGGAGGUGGGUUUUAUAAAUAAAUCUAUAUAUAUAUAUAUAUAUAAAUAUAUAUAUGUACAUAGGAAAAACCAAAUAUACAUACUUAUUUUCUAUGGA